AUGGCCAAUACGUCCAUACCUACUCCUCGUUCAUCACGGGCAGAAGGUCAUCCUCGGGUGUCUUCCAGUGCCAGCGAUGCUUUCGGCAACGUUGUAGGCUCGGAUGACGCUAGCGCUUUGCCCGAGGAUAAAUUCUGGCUUCGCUACCUUAUCGACGCCUCGAAGUAUGACAGAAUCCAAACGGAGAGCUGGAAGGGCGAUACCGAUGGCAUCCUCAUAUUCACAGGUCUCUUUGCUGCCACCGUGGCAGCUUUUCUCGUCGAGAGUUAUCAGUUACUCUCACCCAACUCUGCCGAUGUCUCCUCAGUGCUGCUUGCGCAGAUCUCGUCGCAGUUGGCUCAGCUUGGGAACGGCACAUCUGCGCCCGCCCAAGCGCUGCCGCCAUUCGAAGUGCCACGCUACGCAGUAACCUUGAACAUCCUCUGGUUCAUGAGUCUACUACUGUCUUUGAUGUCUGCGCUGGCUUCAACAUUGAUGCAACAAUGGACACGCCGAUACCUGCGCGCUACUCAACAUCGUGGGCCAGCUCGCAAGCGCGGACCGGUGCACGUCUUCUUGCACAGAGGAACUCGACGUUUCAAGCUCAGUCUUGUCGUGGACUGUAUUGUUUGGCUAUUACAUGCCGCAGUCUUCUUAUUCAUCUCAGGUCUACUCGUGUUCCUGUUCAUACUAGAUGAAUGGAUUGCAUUUGCCGUUGUUUCCCUUGUGGCUACAGGCGCCGGCGUUUAUUUAUUCUUCACGGCGCUCCCCUUGGCGUUCAAUGACUGUCCAUACAGCACGCCCUUAACUCCGUCUCUGCGCCUAGUCGUCACGACUUUAUAUGCCGUAGCAUAUGUGGGGACCGUCGCCGCGUCACGUCUUAUCACCUUCCUAUCGCCUGGCAGUAGGGUUCAUAGCGCUCUACGGCCCUUUGCGUUAACCGUCUUCAAGAACAAACUCAAGGCCUCGCUACACAUGUUGUACAUCUCACCCAAGUCCCUGCAUACCACUUGCGCGCUGGAGAGAUCAGACGCGCGGGUAUCAUACGCUCUUCACCAAACCUUAAAGAAUGUCGAUGAAGCCCAUGAACUGGAAGAGUUCUUCGAUGGACUGCUCCCGUUGCUCCUGUCGCCUUUGGUCAAUGACAAGAUCGCCGUGGUUAGAUACCUCUUCGAAGAGGAGGGUUUGAGCAGGCGCUUACAGGAGCUGUUCGUCUCCUGCGCAGUCGGCGCUCAUGCGCGAUUUAGGCGCGAUCUGGCUCUCACGCCGGUUCUUCGCGCCCGCCGAAUCUACAUCCUGCUGUCCUGCUCAAAAGACCUCAUGGCGCUGCUUUUCGGGUCGGGUACCGCGCGCUAUCGCAUCUUCCACGAGCUCCAGUACAACAUCACUGUCUGGAUGCGAUUACUAUCAGACGAUGACCUCGCCGUGUCCCUCCUUGCGCGUUGCUUCUUCUCCGAGCUACGCAUGAUGUUGCUCGAGGCUCCUCCCAAUCAUCAUGCAGCUAUGCAGAACACAACACCCGGCACGCAUUCGGCCAGCCUCCGAAGCCGCGCCCCUACACCUCGCGACCCUUGCAUUGAUCUGUUGAAUCUGCUGUUCUUCCGACACUUUGGCGUCAAAAGCAGUUAUCUGCAAUACGGACACGUACACAACCUUGUCGGUUUCGUGUAUGACAUGCUCCAGAUCGCGCCGCCGCGCUUGAUUGACACAAUACUGCGCGAGUACGGACCCUUAUGGAGAACAUUGUUGAAAGCGCUCGAGGCUCAGGCCAUCGCACACCCGCCGCAUCGAGGCUCUGACGCAUACCGCGCGUUUUGGAGGAUGCUCGCCGAUGCAGGACUAGAAGACCUACUGCCGCAACCGCCGUCUUCCGCAGAAAACGAUGGAGUGCGACAGGACCCUGCACCUAUCUUGCACAUGGUGCACCCGGACAUACUGAAUUCCCUGAGAGCGGUUGCGCGGGCUUUCCACAACGAUGCCUCUCGCUUCGCGGCGUCAGCGGAACUUCAAGCUGAAUGA
Messenger RNA from Peniophora sp. CBMAI 1063, 1998 nucleotides. Lineage: Eukaryota; Fungi; Basidiomycota; Agaricomycetes; Russulales; Peniophoraceae. The record is from the annotation of a GenBank genome assembly.